AUGUCUCCGUGUGUGCGGCGGCGGAGGCGGCGGCGGCUCCAGGGGAGGGCACGGGGGAGGGAGCGAGCCCGAGCCCCGGCUACGCUGUCGGGGGAAGGGGAGGAGGAGGAAGGAAAGGGGAGGGGGGAGGAAAAGAAAAGGGGAGAGGAGGAAAAAAAAAAAAAAAAAAAAAAAAAAAAAAGAAAGAGGGAGGAGGAGGAGGGCCGGGAAUCCAGGUUACUCGUCGGCAGCGAGGAGCGGGGAGGGGAGGAGGAGGAGCCGCGGGGUCACGGGGAAGGGGCGCUCCGCCCUCCGGCCGGGCAGGCGGGAAGCGGCAGCGGCAGCGGGACGGGGAUCGGAGCGCUGCCGAGCCCAGGGGCCCCGGCUCCCUGCCUGCACAGUCCCCCAUCCCAGCCUGCAGCCCCCGAUCCCAACCUGAGCCUGCAGCCCCGAUCCCAGCUUGAGCCUGCAGCCCCCGAUCCCAGCCUGCAGCCCCCGAUCCCAGCCUGCAGCCCCCGAUCCCAACCUGAGCCUGCAGCCCCGAUCCCAGCCUGCAGCCCCCGAUCCCAGCUGCAGCCCCGAUCCCAACCUGAGCCUGCAGCCCCCGAUCCCAGCCUGCAGCCCCGAUCCCAGCCCGCAGCCCCCGAUCCCUGCCUGCAGCCCCCGAUCCGCCUGAGCCUGCAGCUCCGAUCCCAGCUCGCAGCCCCCGAUCCUGCACCCCGAUCCACCCGCAGCCCCGAUCCCUGCCUGCAGCCCCCGAUCCCAGCCUGCAGCCCCCGAUCCCAGCCCGCAGCCCCGCCUGAACUCUGCCCGCAGAGUCACAGAAUCAGCCAGGUUGGAAAAGUCCUCGGAGGUCACCGAGUACAGCCUAUGACCGGGCAUCACCGGACCAGAGCACGGAGUGCCGUGUCCAGUCUUUAA
Messenger RNA from Zonotrichia leucophrys gambelii, 900 nucleotides. RefSeq lists its product as uncharacterized. The coding region runs from base 1 to 900 and encodes 299 amino acids. NCBI's taxonomy places the organism in Eukaryota, Metazoa, Chordata, Aves, Passeriformes, Passerellidae. The record is from RefSeq and is a predicted model, not a curated record. The transcript has a single exon.